AUGGACUGUACAGAUAAAGUUCUAAAGCUAAUAGCAGAAUUAUAUCUAAAUUUGAAGUAUCUCAAUAUAUCUGCUUUACAUGGAAGCUUUGGAUCAGAAAAUGAUAUAGAGUUUUCUGAAAUAUCAAUUUAUAAUGUUAUUUAUUCUUGCCCAAGAUUCCAACAACUUGAUCUUAGCUAUUGUGUAAUUACUGAUAUAACUAUUGAAGAAAUUGCUAGAUCAUGUCUUAAUUUAAAGUAUCUUUAUUUGGAAAAGUGUUAUAAUAUUAGCGAAGAAGCUGUAGAUUAG
Messenger RNA from Funneliformis geosporum, 288 nucleotides. NCBI's taxonomy places the organism in Eukaryota, Fungi, Glomeromycota, Glomeromycetes, Glomerales, Glomeraceae. The record is from the annotation of a GenBank genome assembly.